Carassius auratus (goldfish) is the source of this 3509-nucleotide messenger RNA. RefSeq lists its product as uncharacterized. The transcript is spliced from 9 exons. NCBI's taxonomy places the organism in Eukaryota, Metazoa, Chordata, Actinopteri, Cypriniformes, Cyprinidae. Gene Ontology annotation, cellular component: membrane; cell-cell junction. The record is from RefSeq and is a predicted model, not a curated record. The coding region runs from base 178 to 1881 and encodes 567 amino acids.
GAAGAAGAAACUUCCUCUUUCCUCAGUGAAGCGGUCAGAUGUUUCCUCGUGUGUCAGUCGAGUGUGAGUCUCGUCGUGAAGACGCUUGUCUUGAUGAGAGCCAGAACACAGACGAUCUGAAGCAGCGUCACACUCUUCUGCUGGGAUUGAGUUCUUCUGAAACUGGACUUUAGAGAAAUGAUGCUCAUCUUUGGACUGAUGCUGCUGCAAACUGCUGCAUGUCUGGAGUUAAACUGUAGGUUUGAUCAGUCUGAUCACUGUUACACAGCUCUGGGACACAAACUCAAUCUGAUGAUGGUGCAGGACGCUAGUAAAUAUGAUCUGUCGAUAAAAAAGAGAAUAAACAACACAGCAGAUGGUCCAGUUUGUCGAGUAAAGAAUGGCAGGAUGAGGAUGAGUCAGUGUGAUCUUUAUAAUAACAGACCUGAAGUGACAGUCAUUAAUGGGACUCUGAUAAUAAACCGUGUGAACAGAACAGAUUCAGGGAAUUACACAUUAUCACUCUUUCACUCAGACGGCACAGAAACAUCUCGAGAUCUUCAAGUGAUUGUUGAAGCUCCUAUUGGCUCAGUGGAAGUGUCAAUCAUCUGCUCCUCCAGUGGGGUGAUGAGGGUGUUCUGCUCCUCUGAUGGAGAUCAGCUCCUCUACAGCUGGACUCUGAAUGGAGAUCCACUGAUGGAUGGAAACAGCAGCAUUGAUCUGGAUGAGGAAACUGAUGGAGACAUCAGCUGCAGCGUGAAGAACCACGUCAGUCACGCACAGAAGACCAUUAGACUCAAACCCUGUCCUGGUCUGGAUCGGUUCUGCUGGUUUGGUCAGUCUGAUCCCUGUUACACAGCUCUGGGACACAAACUCAAUCUGAUGAUGGUGCAGGACGCUAGUAAAUAUGAUCUGAAGAUAAAAAAGAGAAUAAACAACACAGCAGAUGAUCCAGUUUGUAGAGUAAAGAAUGGCAGGAUGAGGGAGACUGAAUGUGAUCUUUAUAAUAACAGACCUGAAGUGACAGUCAUUAAUGGGUCUGUGAUAAUAAACCGUGUGAUCAGAACAGAUUCAGGGAAUUACAGAUUAACACUCGAGAGCUCAGACGGCACAGAAACAUCUCGAGAUCUUCAAGUGAUUGUUGAAGCUCCUAUUGGCUCAGUGAAUGUGUCAGUUAACUGCUCCUCCAGUGGGGUGAUGAGGGUGUUCUGCUCCUCUGAUGGAGAUCAGCUCCUCUACAGCUGGACUCUGAAUGGAGAUCCACUGAAGGAUGGAAACAGCAGCAUUGAUCUGGAUGAAGGAACUGAGGGAAACAUCAGCUGCAGCGUGAAGAACCACGUCAGUCACGCACAGAAGACCAUUAGACUCAAACCCUGUCCUGAGCCAACUACUGCAGCUGUGACCUCUAGUGCGACCUCUAGUGUGACCUCUAGUUUGACCUCUGAAGUGACCAGCAGCUCACAGACAUCAGAAAAUGGUACAAGUUUCUCAUCGGCUGGUACGAAUAUCACCACGGAUGUCAUUUCAAGCCCUAAAGAGAGAUUUAAGUAUUUGCUCUAUCUGAUUGCUUUGGGCUGCGCUGCUGUGAUCCUGAUUCUGCUGUUCAUCAUCGUAUGUUGCGUUUACAAGAAAAAACAGCAAAAGUCGAUAACAGCCACUGCUGGAGAUACGGAGCUUAUAUACACUGAUAUCUCUCCUGGGAAAAAGGAUGAAAAGAAGAAAACAGAAACGCUCCCAGCUGGUGAAGAGGAAUAUGCCGCAGUGCGACCACAGACAAAGAGGAAGAAAAAUGAGGAAGAGGAGGAGGUCCAGUAUGGUGUAGUAACGUUCACUCCGAACCAAUCAGUCGCUCCACAGCAGUCUUAUGAGGAGUGUGUUUACGCGCAGGUACAAAGACGCUAGUUUCACAACAACUGCUUGCGUAAGAUCGCACUUUACCCGGGAAACCAAUUGCUUUUUACACUCAUGUAUGACUUUGGUUGUUUUAAGGGUUAUACAAAGCACAUAUCUCUUUGCAACUGUAAAUUAGUUUGUGUGACACGUAGCCUACUGAUAUUAACUAUAGAGUGAGAGAUGUUGAGUAAGCAAGAGAAUGAAAAAAAGAGGAAACCAAAUGCAUUUUUUCUCAAUCUAUUGAGCUCUUCUGUUUUUAGCACUUCUCAAUUUGCAGCUGCAACUUGGCAAGAAAACAUUAAACGGGAGUCAACUUGUAAUCAUGAAUAUUGAGGAGGUCAUAGAGUUGCUCAGUAAUCACGAAAACAGCAGUUUGGUGAUUUGGAAUCAAUAAAACAUUUUUAUCUCAAAAGUCACAGAAAACCUGAGCUUGCUAGAUUGAGUUCUAGAGGAUAUAGAAGUUAUGAAGAGUUUAACGGUGAAGGGUUACAAAUAUCUGCAUUCGUCUGUCUGGAGUGAGUUGAAGCAGUCACAUAUUUCUGAGGUUUACAGCAGGGUCAGAAAUUAACGUGGGAUUGUGGCAAAAAGCCACCAGAAUGAACAAAAAUAAAUUUCAAUAUAAAGUGGCAAAAAUUGCAACAGCACAAUUAAACAAUCGAUUACAGCUGUCGUGAUUAAAGUGAAAUGUGCGAAUGAGCAAAGUGUCUAGUCGUGGAAUUCUAUUUUGAUUCGAACACUCUUCAUUUGAUUGCUUUUUUCCCCUUUGAGCCUUGUAACAAAUCACACAUGUUUCCGUUGAGCUUAGGAAUGCAUCGGCCAAUCAGAUUAGUCAGCGCUGAGUUGUUGUUUCAUUUGUGUGCCCACUUAUUGAGUUAUUUGCGCUGGUGAAUUUCCUCAUCAUAAACAACACUUUGCAGAAAUUAUGUACAUAAAAGAUUCAUUUUGUGGCUUCGGUGAUACAAGUUUAAACAUUCAACUGUUAUUGGCAAAAGUUUCAAGUAUUUUAAUUGAUUGAAGUAAUUGGUUAAAAUAAAGUAUUUAUCUUUGAAUACAACACAGAAGCUAUUAUUAAGGUGGUGACAAAAAUUAUCCUCAUGAAUGUUUUCCUAAAUGGAAAAGUUAACUUCUGACCUGGUUUACUGGUACUUCUGUUUAAAGAAAAAUAUUGCAUUAAUAAUGUCUUAAAUUUCAUUCCUCUAAUACUGGAAACGAUCUGAGAAAGGCUUGAUAAUGUCUCAGGGUUUACACACAAAAUUGCUUAAAGUACUGAAGUGUUGGUUGAAAGUAAAUUGUAUUUGUUUCUACUCGCUAAACUUGUCCAGGAAAAAAAAAAGAUAUAUAUAUAAAUGCACUCAAAACAGUUACAAAAUUUGUAUUAAAUGUUUUAUUUAAUAAUAAUUAAUUUAUACUGUCAUCCAGCUCUUUAUGUUGUUUAUAUUGUUGGAUAUACAUUGUAAACAAAACAUUUAUUUUUUUGAAAAUUGUAAAUGAUACAAAGAUUUUUUUUUCAACGUGAAAAUUGUUUCUUCACCACUUUUUUCCAAAUGACUGAGUGUAUAUGUGUGUGUUUGUAACUGUAUUAAUGCCAUGCCUUGUAUAUAAAAUCGUAUUAGUAUGUGCGCACACACGCACACACA